Messenger RNA from Colletotrichum godetiae, 1221 nucleotides. RefSeq lists its product as uncharacterized. The record is from RefSeq and is a predicted model, not a curated record. Gene Ontology annotation, molecular function: hydrolase activity, acting on ester bonds. NCBI's taxonomy places the organism in Eukaryota, Fungi, Ascomycota, Sordariomycetes, Glomerellales, Glomerellaceae. The coding region runs from base 1 to 1221 and encodes 406 amino acids. The transcript has a single exon.
AUGUGCGGCCAACAUGACGGUGAGGAGCUUACCCGCUCCACCGCCGUCACCUCUGUCUCGACUUCAUCGGACCCCUUCCCCUGGGAAUCUGGCAUCUACGAUGCUCAUUGCCACCCCACGGACACCAUGUCCACUAUCGAGGCUAUACCUAGUAUGCGCGCCUCGACUCUAACCGUCAUGGCCACCCGGAGCCAAGACCAGGCCCUCGUUGCUGAGGUUGCUGCGUCCCACGGUGUGCGAUCAAAGUACGAGCUGUCUCAGGGUCAUCUGAUUCCCUCCUUUGGCUGGCAUCCGUGGUUCUCCUACCAGCUGUUCGACGACACCGUGCCCGAGGCUGAGAGGACGUACCACGAGGGCCAGCCCAACGCAAAGAAGCGCCAUUACCAGGCCGUGCUAGCCCCGGCCCCUGAGGACCCCGACUUUCUCGACGCCUUGCCUACCCCGCGUUCUUUGUCGGCCUUUUUAGCCGAUACCCGGGCCCGCCUCCAACAUCAUCCCCUGGCUCUAGUCGGUGAGGUUGGUCUUGACAAGGCCUUUCGCCUACCCCAAGGACGAACGGACGCCGACGAGUCCUCUCGUGACCAAGGCCUUACCCCAGGUGGUCGCGAGGGGCGUCGUUUGGCGCCUCAACAUGUCAAGAUGCCCCACCAGGUUGCCGUGCUGAAAGCUCAGCUGGCUCUCGCGGGUGAUCUUGGCCGUCCUGUGAGUGUCCACGGCGUCCAAGCCCACGGUGUUCUCCAUGAUACCCUCUCUUCUCUGUGGAAGGGUCACGAGAAGGAGGUCGUCAGCAAGAAGAAGCGUCGUCUCGUUGCCGAGGGAGCCGAAGACUUUGAUUCCGAGGAUGAACUCGAGGAGGAUGAGUUUGGCAGGAAAGACGUCCCGCCGAGGCCGUACCCACCGCGGAUAUGCCUCCAUUCGUACUCUGGACCUGCUGAGAUGCUGAAGCAGUAUACUAACCCAGCCAUACCUGCGCGCAUGUUCUUUUCAUUCUCUUCGGCCAUUAACCUAGGCACCAAAGCUGGUGCUGACAAGAUUGCUGAAGUUCUUCAGGCGUGUCCUGACAAUAGCAUUUUGGUUGAGAGCGACCUGCAUAUCGCCGGUGAAGAGAUGGAUGCUAGACUAGAGGAUAUGUACAGAAAGGUAUGCGAGAUCAAGAAGUGGACACUCCAGGAGGGAGUGGAGCGCAUAGGAAAGAACUACCGGGAGUUCAUCUUUGGUUGA